Cotesia glomerata is the source of this 2057-nucleotide messenger RNA. It is a transcript of the gene Pis, whose product is annotated as CDP-diacylglycerol--inositol 3-phosphatidyltransferase. Gene Ontology annotation, cellular component: membrane; Golgi apparatus. Lineage: Eukaryota; Metazoa; Arthropoda; Insecta; Hymenoptera; Braconidae. The record is from RefSeq and is a predicted model, not a curated record. Gene Ontology annotation, molecular function: CDP-diacylglycerol-inositol 3-phosphatidyltransferase activity. The transcript is spliced from 5 exons. Bases 146 to 799 code for a protein of 217 amino acids. Gene Ontology annotation, biological process: phosphatidylinositol biosynthetic process.
UUUAUUAUUAUAGUUAUCUGAUAAUUGUAUUCUCAAAAUGUUAUAUCGGGCUUAAAGUUCACCAGUGUAGGGGAUUAAGCUUGCAUUGAUUCAUUCAAAUUAAUUGAAAAAUUGUCUUCUGUGGUGGUCAAUAAAAUAAAAUACAAUGGCAGAAUCUGAGAAUAUAUUUUUAUUCGUUCCUAAUUUAAUUGGUUUUGCAAGAGUAAUACUUGCUGUUAUAUCAUUUUAUUUUAUGCCAACGAAUUAUGUUAUUGCUAUUUGGUGCUAUGUAAUUAGCGCACUAUUGGAUGCCGUCGAUGGUCAUGCAGCCAGAUAUUUUAAUCAAAGCACUAAAUUUGGUGGCAUGCUUGAUCAAUUGACUGAUCGAGUAGGAACAAUGUGUCUUCUGGUCAAUCUUUCUAUGUUUUAUCCCGCUUAUGCUUUCUGGUUCCAAUUGAGUAUGGCUAUUGAUAUAGCUUGUCAUUGGAUAUAUUUGCAUACGACAAUUUUACAAGGAAAAGCGAGCCAUAAAUUCAUUGACAUGUCAGAGAAUCCAAUUAUGAAUAUUUAUUACACAAAUCGUCUAGUUUUGUUUUUCAUGUGUGCUGGAAAUGAAGCAUUUUACGCAACAUUAUAUGUUUUGCAUUUCACCGAAGGACCCAUGAUACUCGGAUUGAGUUUAUUAAAAAUAAUGUUGUUUAUAUCAGCACCAGUAGCAAUAGUAAAAUCAUGCAUCUCAAUACUUCACGGGUAUGUUGCUGCUAUCAAUCUCAGUAUAAUUGAUGUUAAAGAACGUCAAGGAUUACAAAAAACAAAAUAAUUCUGAAUUUAGAUUUUAUUUUUUAAUUUUAAAUUGUUAUUUAGAAUAUUUUAUUUGCGAUAAUCAAAGAGUUGUUAAUUAUUUUAUUUAAUAUUUAAGUUAUCUAUUGAUGUAUAGAAUUUUUUUUAUAUUAUUUAAAUUUGUUUUAAAAAAAUUAUCAGACUGCUAUAACUUCUUACUAAUUUCCGGUUAAUUUUUGUCAAUCAGUUAUUAUACAGUUAAAAUAUUUACUUAAUUUCAAUAAUUUUUGUGAUUCAUCAAGUAAAUCAAUAAAUUAGUAUGUACCUAUAUUUUCAUACAACUUACUGAGACUUUUUACGAUAUGAUUAAUUUAUCAUUUCAUUGCUACUUCCAUAAUAUAAACUAUGAUUAUAAAUAAUAAAAGUAUUAUUUAUUAAUAGUCAUUGACUUGAAAAAAAAAAUUUACUUAUAUUGUAAUUAUCUCGCAAUAUAUUAUUUUAUUAUUCCAAUUAUCAAUAUACUUAUUAACUUUUCAAAUGAAUGAAUUGAUCAACAAAUACAUAUAGUGCAUCACUUAAUAAAAUUAAGAACCCAGGCUUUAAUUCAUUUUUUCAAUUGACUGUAUGAUGAUUGAACAUGAAUUAUUAAUUAAUAUCCGAAUGAAUGAACAUUAGUGACGAAAAUAGUAAACGAUAUAUAGACUACUUAUAUAUUUAUAUAUACUUAUUAAAAAGUUCAAAGUCUCUCGUUGACACUGAUUAGUUGUUUGUUUAUAGAAUUAAAUUAUUCAAAGAUAUUUAUGUUAUUUUUUUUUUAUCAAAACUAUUAAAAAUUGCUGGAAAACAAAAAAUAAUUAAUACUUAAAUGUAGACUAGAAAAAAAUGAAAAAAUAUGAGAUAAAUUCUAUUGAAAAUGUUCUCUAUUAACAGUAUUUUUCUGAUAUCUAUAAAAGAGUUUUAUUCUAUGUAAAAAUAUAUAAUAUUUAAUAUGAAAGAUAAUGAAAUAUAAUUUGGUGUUAAUUUUGUCUAGACUUACGUCGAAAACUAAUUCACAAUAAUUAUUAUAAUUAUAAAACGGACUACAUAUGUUUAUGCAUUAAUAUUUUUUGUCUUAACUUGUAGAUUUAUUAGUUAUGUCAAUUAAUUUAUAAAAAAAAAAUCGGUACCAAAAAGUAGCAAGCAGUUAUUUUCAUAAAGAUAUUUUAUUUGAGCUUCCACUUUUUAAUCAUUCCUUUGACUUAUGUAUUAUAGAGUGUUAUAGAGUGUAUAUUGAAGAAUAAAUCAUUCAUUAUCGAUAA